Sesamum indicum (sesame) is the source of this 1858-nucleotide messenger RNA. Its product is annotated as Cell division control, Cdc6. The record is from RefSeq and is a predicted model, not a curated record. Gene Ontology annotation, biological process: DNA replication initiation; cell division; mitotic DNA replication checkpoint signaling. Gene Ontology annotation, molecular function: DNA replication origin binding; ATP hydrolysis activity. Gene Ontology annotation, cellular component: nucleus. NCBI's taxonomy places the organism in Eukaryota, Viridiplantae, Streptophyta, Magnoliopsida, Lamiales, Pedaliaceae.
UUCAUUCUUCAGUCCAAAUCGCAUUCUGAAGUCCUUCAAUUUAUACAUUUCUAUAGCUUCUCGGCGCAAUCCCGGCCUAUAGAGAUGCCGACCGUCGCUGGGCGCCGCUCAUCUCGGGCGGAAGAUCCGAGAGCUGAGAUUGGUAUCGCCGCUACUCCUAAAAAAGGCCGAUUGAGAUCAGAUAAUGGUCUAACCGAAUCGCCGAUGCGUAAAUCUCCUCGGUUCUGCAAUCAAAGCAGCCCUAAUAGUCCGGUGAAAGUUAAUGUUGAGAAAUGCGUGAAGACCUUGAAGAAUUUCAGUAGAUCAGCACAAGAACAGAAAUUAUCUGAGAAUCUUCUGGAGAAACCGAUUUGGGAUCCAAGAGAUGUGGAGCAAUUGAGAGCGGUUAAGGAGGCACUACAUGUUUCCACAGCCCCAACAACUGUUGUUUGCCGUGAAGAUGAGCAGAACAGGAUCUUAGAUUUCUGCAAGAAGUGCACCCAACAAGAGAAGUCUGGGAGUUUAUAUGUGUGUGGUUGUCCGGGAACUGGAAAGUCAUUGUCAAUGGAAAAAGUAAAAGAGAUCCUUGUGAAUUGGGCAAAUGAGGAAGAUAUACAGCCGCCAGAUAUAUUAACCAUCAAUUGCACUUCUCUGACCAACACGACAGAGAUUUUCAGCAAGAUUCUCGGACAAAGUCAUCCACAAAAGAAACCUGAUCGAUCUUCAUCCUCUUUACAAGUUCUUCGCAAUAUGUAUUCUCAGAAGCACCUACCUGGUACGAAAAUGAUAUUAGUUAUUGCUGAUGAGUUGGAUUAUUUGAUUACAAAAGACCGUGCUGUGCUUCAUGAUCUUUUCAUGCUAACAACAAUGCCAUUCUCAAAGUGUAUUUUGCUAGGUAUUGCUAAUGCAAUUGACUUAGCUGAUAGAUUUAUCCCGAAACUGCAAUCCUUAAAUUGCAAACCUAUGGUGAUAACAUUUCGUGCCUACUCCAAGGAUCAAAUCAUCACAAUUCUUCAAGAGAGGCUGAGGGAGCUUCCAUAUUCAGUCUUCCAGCCACAAGCAUUGGAACUCUGUGCUAGGAGAGUUGCUGCAGCAUCUGGAGAUAUGAGGAAGGCUCUCUCAGUUUGCAGGAGUGCAAUCGAGAUGCUAGAAGCUGAAAGAAGAGAUGCUAUAAGCAACUUGAGUUUGUCAUUGUUAGAGAGGAUCGAGGAUCAACAGAAACCUGCUGCUUGUGGUACAGUGAAAAAUCAAUUAAAUAACAUGGUGAGAAUAGAUCAUGUUGCUGCUGCAUUAUCAAAAACGUUCAAAUCACCAGUGGUAGACACUAUUCAGUCUCUGCCACAACAUCAACAGAUCAUACUAUGCUCUGCUGUGAAACUUUUCCGAGGGGGAAAGAAAGAUACAACUAUUGGCGAGUUGAACAAAUUUUAUGUGGAUGUAUGUAAAUCGACUCUAAUUCCACCAGUUGGCAUUGUGGAACUUGCAAGUAUGUGUAGAGUCCUAGAUGACCAGGGUAUUCUCAAACUAGGACAAUCACGAGAGGAAAAACUAAAAAGAGUUGCACUGAAGGUAGAUGGAGCAGACAUCGCUUUUGCACUGCAGGGUAUUCGUUUCUUUCGGAACUGUCUGCAAUGAUUUUGGUGUGUCAUUCUGCCGAAGCUAAGCUGAGGAGAUAGAGUUAGUAAACCACAUAAUUUACACAUGGACCAGCGUAGCAAGACGACAGAUAACAUCCACAAUGUGGAGUUGCUAACCAAUGGCUGUAAGUGGAAGAAUUAAACAGUCAGUACCUCUGAAGCAAUAUGCAUCUCAAAAUUAGACCGAGAUGCGUGGAUGAAUCGAAGAGUAUGCCUUGCACUGAGUUGCCUUCGGAAGGACA